Messenger RNA from Octopus sinensis (East Asian common octopus), 603 nucleotides. RefSeq lists its product as uncharacterized. The annotation marks the transcript as partial. The record is from RefSeq and is a predicted model, not a curated record. Lineage: Eukaryota; Metazoa; Mollusca; Cephalopoda; Octopoda; Octopodidae. The transcript is spliced from 3 exons.
UCCUCCUCUUCUGCUUCCUCCUGCUCCUCAUCAUCAUCCUCAUCAUCAUCCUUAUUCUCCUCCUCAUCAUCAUCAUUGUUAUCAUCGUCAUUAUUCUCCUCCUUCUCGUUAUCAUCAUCAUUAUUCUCCUCCUCUUCCACCUCCUCUUUAUCAUCAUCGUCAUCAUCAUCCUUAUUCUCCUCAUCCUCAUCAUCACUAUCGUCGUCAUUAUUCUCCUCCUUCUCAUUAUCAUCAUCAUUAUUCUCCUCCUCUUCCUCCUCCUCCUUAUCAUCAUCGUUAUCAUCAUCAUUAUUCUCCUCCUCCUUCUCAUUAUCAUCAUCAUUAUUCUUCUCCUCCUUCUCAUUAUCAUCAUCCUUAUUCUCCUCAUCCUCAUCAUCAUUAUCGUCGUCAUUAUUCUCUUCCUUCUCAUUAUCAUCAUCAUUAUUCUCCUCCUCUUCCUCCUCCUCCUUAUCAUCAUCGUCAUCAUCAUCAUUAUUCUCCUCCUCCUUCUCAUUAUCAUCAUCAUUAUUCUCCUCUUCCUCCUCCUCCUCCUCCUUAUCAACAUCAUUAUUCUCCUCAUCAUCAUCAUCAUUACCUACCACUAUAUCUCUUGUGAAAUGGUGA